Molecule: messenger RNA, 669 nt
Organism: Closterium sp. Yama58-4
Lineage: Eukaryota; Viridiplantae; Streptophyta; Zygnematophyceae; Desmidiales; Closteriaceae
Source: the annotation of a GenBank genome assembly
AUGCAAGAUGCUGGCUGCCAUUGCAGCAGCCCACUUCCUGUACCACUCUUCCAGUGCCACUCCAAGUGUGAAUCCCCCACGUGCCACUCCAAGUGUGAAUCCCCCACGUGCCACUCUUCCACGCGCCACCCCUCCAUGUGUGACCCCUUACUUCCUCUCACCAGUGCAUUGGGCGAGCUGGUGGUUGCCACCGCCUGCGCCUCUCCUCGCAUCAACUGCUCCUCCCUGCUCUCCGCAUUCACAGGUCCCAACUGCUGCAUUGACAUUCGGUACAUUGCCAAGCUUGUCCCCUGGUUCCCUCUCGCAUCGUCUGUCAAGAACAUGGCUCAUUUCGGCCAGAUGGUUCGCUCGGGAGAGUGGAAGCAGUUUGACUACGGAUUCAUUAAGAACUGGCUGCGAUACCAUCAAAGCACACCGCCAUUCUUUCGUGCCUCAGAUUUCCCCUCUACAACACGGCUCGCUAUAGCGUACGGUGGUAGAGACUCCCUAGCAGUGCCUGCUGACGUGGAAUGGCUCAUUUCCAAGCUGACACGACGACCCGAGGAGGUGCUCUACAUUCCAGAUUAUGCACACCUGGAUUUCCUGUUCGCCACUUCUGUUGUUAUGGAUGUGUACACCCAAAUUGUGAGAUUCUUUACAAAGUACCAGCUGAAUAGAGCGUUUGAAUAA